GCUUCAUAGAUUACAAUUGUAUUCAGAUUAUUAUUUUAAUCUAAUGAAUAUUUAUUGAUCUCAUCUGAUCAUUACAUGACAAUACUAAUUAAUUCACUUUUUGUUGUUCAUCUAGCUAGUCAGUGAGUCAUAUUAGAAGAAGAUGGCAGACGCUGAGGAUAUUCAACCUCUUGUUUGUGACAAUGGAACAGGAAUGGUCAAGGCUGGAUUUGCUGGAGAUGAUGCCCCACGUGCUGUGUUUCCUAGUAUUGUUGGUCGUCCCCGUCAUACCGGUGUUAUGGUUGGUAUGGGCCAAAAAGAUGCAUAUGUUGGUGAUGAGGCACAAUCUAAACGUGGUAUCCUCACUCUCAAGUACCCAAUUGAGCAUGGUAUUGUUAGCAAUUGGGAUGAUAUGGAAAAGAUUUGGCAUCAUACAUUUUAUAAUGAGCUUCGUGUCGCCCCUGAAGAACAUCCAGUUCUCUUAACUGAGGCUCCUCUUAAUCCCAAGGCUAAUCGUGAGAAGAUGACUCAAAUCAUGUUUGAGACUUUUAAUGCCCCUGCUAUGUAUGUGGCAAUUCAAGCAGUCCUUUCACUCUACGCCAGUGGUCGUACAACUGGUAUUGUGUUGGAUUCUGGUGAUGGUGUCAGCCACACAGUCCCUAUCUACGAGGGUUAUGCCCUCCCACACGCCAUCCUUCGUCUUGAUUUGGCUGGUCGCGACCUCACUGAUUUCUUGAUGAAAAUUCUGACAGAACGUGGGUAUUCUUUUACCACCUCAGCAGAGCGUGAAAUUGUGAGGGAUAUGAAGGAAAAACUAGCUUACAUUGCCCUUGACUAUGAGCAAGAGCUAGAAACAUCCAAGACCAGCUCUGCAGUGGAGAAGAGCUAUGAGUUGCCUGAUGGACAGGUGAUCACUAUCGGUGCUGAGCGUUUUAGGUGUCCAGAGGUCUUAUACCAACCAUCAAUGGUGGGAAUGGAAGCUGCAGGAAUUCAUGAGACCACAUAUAACUCUAUAAUGAAAUGUGAUGUUGACAUCAGGAAAGACCUGUACGGUAACAUUGUCCUUUCAGGAGGUACAACUAUGUUCCCUGGAAUUGCUGAUAGAAUGAGCAAGGAAAUUUCUGCAUUAGCCCCUAGUAGCAUGAAGAUCAAAGUGGUAGCACCACCUGAGAGAAAGUACAGUGUCUGGAUUGGUGGUUCUAUCUUGGCUUCCUUGAGCACUUUCCAGCAGAUGUGGAUUGCAAAGGCUGAGUAUGAUGAGUCUGGACCAUCAAUUGUGCAUAGGAAGUGUUUCUAAAUUGUUUGAGCAAUAGGGUUAUUCAAGGAAAAAGACUGCUCUUUUUUAAUAAAGCAAGCAUGCGUCCUCUUUCUUUCUUUCUUUCUAGAUUACUACAUUAUAGGUAUAAUAUCAAGUUUGUACCGCCUCCUCUCUCAAUCAACUAUGUAGAAGUCGGAAAUCAAACCAUUGAUCACCUAUUUAAGGGAUUUAAAAUCCCUACUACUCGGACCGUUUCACUGCUUGUAUUAUUAUUCAAUCAUGCGAUACUUGUAUCGCAUUAAGUA
Messenger RNA from Trifolium pratense (red clover), 1542 nucleotides. Its product is annotated as actin-97-like. The transcript has 4 exons. NCBI's taxonomy places the organism in Eukaryota, Viridiplantae, Streptophyta, Magnoliopsida, Fabales, Fabaceae. Gene Ontology annotation, cellular component: cytoplasm. The record is from RefSeq and is a predicted model, not a curated record. The coding region runs from base 143 to 1276 and encodes 377 amino acids.